AUGCGAUGCCACCCAGAGCGGCAGUGGCGUGGGAUCACGCCGCCCCCGGCGCACUUCCGCCAGGGCGUUGCAGGCGCUCCAGUCGCCCCCUCCGGACAGUUCACGGUGCAGGAGCGCGAGGUCGCUUCCAGCCUCCUUAUGCUCUCCAGCGCGCGUCCCGGCGCUAGCAAGGGCAAGAAGGUCGUUAAUGCUGCUGCUAUUACUCCUAGCGGGAUGGAGAGCUGCGGCACAUCGGCGUCCGCGUCAGUGACGCCGGGGCCGGCCAACUGCGACGAACACAAGUGCAGCGUAUGCGACCGUGGGUUCGCCAGCGGACAGGCUCUUGGCGGGCAUAAGCGGUGCCACUGGGAUAGGGCCUGCUCGGGGGUGGUGGUGAUCGCCGCUGCCGGCAGCAGUGGGUCCCCAAUGUCGACCGAUGAGACGGCGAUUCUAGACCUCAACCUGCCGCCUCCUGGGCCACCUCCGGUGCGGACGAGCGACCAAGGCAGCAACCUGAAUGACAUGCUGGAUUUGAAGCUUGGGUACUACGGAUAA
Molecule: messenger RNA, 534 nt
Organism: Aegilops tauschii subsp. strangulata
Lineage: Eukaryota; Viridiplantae; Streptophyta; Magnoliopsida; Poales; Poaceae
Product: zinc finger protein ZAT3-like
Source: RefSeq, a predicted model, not a curated record